Ochotona curzoniae (black-lipped pika) is the source of this 2228-nucleotide messenger RNA. It is a transcript of the gene TOB1, whose product is annotated as transducer of ERBB2, 1. Gene Ontology annotation, biological process: regulation of gene expression. Gene Ontology annotation, molecular function: transcription corepressor activity. The transcript is spliced from 2 exons. Lineage: Eukaryota; Metazoa; Chordata; Mammalia; Lagomorpha; Ochotonidae. The record is from RefSeq and is a predicted model, not a curated record. Gene Ontology annotation, cellular component: cytoplasm; nucleus. The coding region runs from base 434 to 1468 and encodes 344 amino acids.
AGAAGGAGCGAAGCUCUGGCCCGGCGCGGAGUGGGCACUCUACGGGGACGCUGGGCCGGGGCACCGGGCUGUGUGGAGAAGUGAGCGCGCUCGCCUGACCCCCCUGUCCCCGCCACCCCGAGCCACAAGCUGCGAGCUCCCUAGGCCCGCCCGAGGCCUCAGUUCCCCCGUCCCGAGGCGGCGACGACGUCUUGCAUUCGGCUGAGUCGCCGCGCCCGCGCCCCCGCCCUGCCGCCCCCUUCUUGCCCUGCCGGCCGCGGGUCUGUGGUGAAACGCAACCCCGAAGCAGCCCGGCCGAGUCCACUGAAGGUAAAGGAGAAGGAUAAUCUUCCAAUACCAGCACUUUGAAUGAAAGCUUGUUUCUCUGCCACACACUGAACACUUUUUUUUUGUAGCGAAGUUGAAACAGACCUAAUUUUGUGGCCUAGCAGCUAUGCAGCUUGAAAUCCAAGUAGCACUCAAUUUUAUCAUUUCAUAUUUGUACAAUAAGCUUCCCAGGAGACGUGUCAACAUUUUUGGUGAAGAGCUCGAAAGACUGCUCAAGAAGAAAUAUGAAGGGCACUGGUAUCCUGAAAAGCCAUACAGAGGAUCAGGGUUUAGAUGUAUCCACAUCGGGGAGAAAGUGGACCCAGUGAUCGAGCAAGCGUCCAAAGAGAGUGGGCUGGACAUUGAUGAUGUGCGUGGCAACCUGCCCCAGGACCUCAGCGUUUGGAUCGACCCGUUUGAGGUGUCCUACCAGAUCGGGGAGAAGGGACCCGUGAAGGUGCUAUAUGUGGAUGAUAAUAAUGAAAAUGGAUGUGAGCUGGAUAAGGAGAUCAAAAACAGCUUUAACCCAGAGGCCCAGGUGUUCAUGCCCAUCAGUGACCCCGCCUCCUCGGUGUCCAGCUCCCCGUCACCUCCCUUUGGCCACUCUGCUGCCGUGAGCCCUACCUUCAUGCCCCGGUCCACCCAGCCUCUGACCUUUACCACUGCCACUUUCGCCGCCACCAAGUUCGGCUCCACCAAAAUGAAGAACAGCGGCCGCAGCAGCAAGGUGGCCCGCACUUCUCCCAUCCACCUCGGCGUGAACGUGAACGUGAGCGACCUCCUCAAGCAGAAAGCCAUCUCCUCCUCAGCGCACUCUCUGUACGGGCUGGGCCUGGGCAGCCAGCAGCAGCCGCCACAGCAGCCCGCCCAGCCGCCGCCCCCGCCGCCAACCCAGCAGCAGCCACCGCAGAAAACCUCUGCGCUUUCUCCUAAUGCCAAGGAAUUCAUUUUUCCCAAUAUGCAGGGUCAAAGUAGUAGUCCCAAUGGAAUGUUCCCAGGUGACGGCUCCCUCAACCUCAGCCCUCUCCAGUACAGCAAUGCCUUUGAUGUGUUUGCAGCCUAUGGAGGCCUCAACGAGAAGUCUUUUGUAGAUGGCUUGAAUUUUAGCUUAAAUAACAUGCAGUAUUCUAACCAGCAAUUCCAGCCUGUUAUGGCUAACUAAACAAAAAAUCCAGAGGAAAGAAAAAGUGUAUCGUACAAAUUAAAAUGCUCGGGCCCAAGGGGGUAUUUUUUUUCUCACCUCCUUGAGAUUUUUUUUUAAGCUUCUAGUGAAGAUACAUUCAAGCUUGGUUACAAAAAUAAAACAUGCAUCAUUUUUCAUUUGCCAACCAAGCACAGAGUUAUUUUAUACUGACUGUAUAUUUUAAAGUAUACUCUCAGAUAUGGCCUCUGACAGUAUUUAAGAUAUAGCAAGGACGUGGCUGAUUUUUUUUUUUUUUAUAAAAAAUUGGCACUAAUAAGUGGGUUUAUUGGUCUUUUCUAAUUGUAUAAUUUAAUUUAGUACAAAGUUUGUAACAUAUCAGAGGAUAUAUAUAUUGUUUCUACGACAUGGUAUUGCAUUUAUAUCUUUUUACUACAGUGAUCUGUGACAGCAGCAGCUUCAUGUUGUAUUUUUUUUACUGAAAUUGUAAGAUAUCCAUCUUAAAGACAUCAACUAUUCUAAAAUUGUGUACAGGAUAUUCCUUUAGUGGUGGAAUUAAAAUGUACGAAUAUUUGCUUUUUCAAAAAAAUGUAUUUUCUGUUAAAGGUUUAAAGAUUUUUGCUAUAUAUUAUGGAAGAAAAUGUAAUCGUAAAUAUUAAUUUUGUACCUAUAUUGUGCAAUACUUGAAAAAAAACGGUAUAAAAGUAUUUUGAGUCAGUGUCUUACAUGUUAAGAGGGACUGAAAUAGUUUAUAUUAAGUUUGUAUUAAAAUUCUUUAAAA